Molecule: messenger RNA, 2406 nt
Organism: Lucilia sericata (common green bottle fly)
Lineage: Eukaryota; Metazoa; Arthropoda; Insecta; Diptera; Calliphoridae
Product: zinc finger protein 181-like
Exons: 5
Coding region: 112-2079 (655 amino acids)
Source: RefSeq, a predicted model, not a curated record
UUAAAAAUCAUACUUAACUGAACAUACCACGUACAAAAAGUAAACAUUUCUAAAUUUGGACCUUUAGCUAAAAAAUUAAAAGAAAAUUAGCAAACAUAUAUUUUAAUAAAAAUGUCAAGUACAAGUGUUUCUAACUAUAAUACUGUUAGCAAAAAGUGUGGAGAAAUUAUAAUCACAAUGAAAAAGAAUGCCAAAAAUGUUUAUUCAUUCAAUUGCUGGUUUUGUGACACCAUUUGUAUACAAAUGAAAAAAUUCACUUUGCAUCUUGAACAGGAACAUGUUACUGAAUUGCAACAUGCAAUUUCUAUUGUUACUGAUCAAUAUAAACAAGAAAAUGCUCAUAAAUCUGAUAUUGAAAAAUUAAAUAAUGUCGAUAAUACAUUAGUUGGAGAAAUUAAAGUAGAAGAUUGUGUCAAUGAAGAUAUUAAGUCCGAAACGGAUGAGGAAAAGUCACAAGUUAUAAAGGGAUGCAACAAAAAGGAAGAAGUAAUACCAAGAUUCCAAGACCCUCUUGAGACCUUUGAAGAUAAUCAUGAUGGAAUUUCAUUGUCCAUUUCUGAAGUAUUGGUUGACCAAAAUUCUUUGAAAUCAGAUAGAAAUGAGUGCUUUGAAAAUAUACAACCAACAGAAGAUGUAGAAAUGCAUUACUUUUCAGCAGAUGAACAACAUGAAGAUCAUUCAGAUUUAAGCGGUGAAUAUUCUUCUGAUAGUGAUUUUAAAAUUGAGGACAAUGUCGAUGAAAAACUAAUGAAACCAUUUAAACAAAAUGCAAAGGCAAAAGAAAAGGAACUAAUUUUGGGUCUUAUUGAUGCGUACUAUAAAAAUCCACAACUCUGGGAUACGACACUUACGGAAAGAUGUAAUUUGAAGCAGAAAGAAGAUAUACUACAAAAUAUAACAGACGAAUUGAAUGCACACCUAAAGAUGAAAUUAAAAUUAUACAUGGUUAAGAAAAAGUUAAAUUUUAUUUGCAAGCAGUACGAAAAAGAAAUUGAAAGACAAAUCAACGAGAAUGACAAUAGCAAUGAGUCGCAGAAUUCAGAAUUAUGGUUCUUUGAAAAUAUGAGUUUUCUGAAAUCCACAAUUGAAAACAAAUUAAAACUAAAAAGGAAAAAACCAAAACAUAAAGUGAAACCUUUAAAUGAUAAUCUCUUAUCUGAUUUAAUUGAUAUUUACAAAAACUACAACAGUUUAUGGGAUGUUAAUCAUUUAGCUUAUACAGUUAAGGAUAAAAGACAUGAAACUAUGGAGUCUAUGUUGGAAGAUAUUAAUACUAAAAUGAAUCUUACUUUAGAUAUAUACAAAUUAGAAAAGCACUUACAUUUUAUACACAAAUCAUUUGCUAAGGAUAAACACCACAGAUUGGAAUGUCAAAUAAAACAAGAGGAUUUUCAUCCAUCAUGUUCAUACUUUAAUAAAUGUGACUUUUUGGAAAGCAAUCAAGGACCUUUCAAAUGCCCCAACUGCAAUGAAAUCAUUGAAACUUAUAAUGACUUUCAAGUACACAAAUCGCAACAUGAUGGCUCCGUACCAUUCAAAUGUCAGGAAUGUGGCAUGGGCUUCAAAAAAGUUACUAACUACACCAUACACGCGAAACGGCAUUUGCGCGUCUUUAAAUUUCAUUGCGAAAUCUGUGGGAAGGGGUAUCCCUUUAAUGCUGAACUAGAUCUUCAUAUGCGUUCACACACUGGAGCCCAACCAUAUUUAUGUUCGGUAUGCGGCGAAGGGUUUCGUACAGCCAUUAGUUACGAUAAUCAUAUACGACGUCAUGAGGAAAGAUUUAAAUAUUUUUGCCAUAUAUGUAAAAAAGGGUUCAAUCAUAUGACACGCCUUAAUGACCAUGUCAAAGCCCAUCUCAAUGUCCGUGAUGUUAUAUGUACGGUCUGUGGUAAGGGUUUUACUAGCCGUAAAUAUUUAAAUCAUCAUAAGCGUAUACAUGAAGGUAAAAAUUAUAGUUGUAAUAUAUGUGGGAAAAGCUUUGCUCAGGAUGCUGGCCUAAGGGCUCAUAAAAAAUACCAUGGAACUCCCAUUGGCAUUAGUAGUAUUCAAAAGGAACAAAAUAAAUAUAACUUAUUGUAAGUUCAUAAAUAUUUAUGAAGAAAAAAAUUAAAUGUAUGUAAAAAUUUUAAAAAUUUCCUGUAUAAAAUAAAUAUAAAGAAUAUUACUUUUAAAAAUUAUAAAAUUUUUUCAAUAUUUGGAGUAAAAGUUGUUGUAAAUCCGAAUUAUGGACACCAUAUGUCAAGCCUAAAAAAAUUAUAUUAUUUGUAAGAAAUUGCAAAAUUUUUUCUAUGUAAUGCAGAUAUUAUCAUGUUUUUGCUGAGUGCGUAUUUAUUAAAAGUUUUUCUAUAUAAAAAAUCAUCUAGUUUAUUAAUAAGUUUAAUACCUGCAUAUCAGUAUCACUUGCUC